ACCGCGUAUAUGGUAUAAAUAUAUCGAAAAUUGUUUAUUAUUAAUUUUAUAUUACAUUCGCAAAAAUAUCACAGACUAUGUAUAGAGUUGCCUGUGGACUACAUAUGUACGUAUGUAUGUAUGUAUGAUCUGCAUACAUAAUCAUAAUGUACAUACCGUGAACCGCGAUUUCCUUAAGUAGAAAUGUAAUACCACGUGGAAAACAUAAAAGAUCUAGUCUUGCAACACAAAUUGUAACAAAAAUUUGUCAUUUUUCUAUCACAGUGGAAAAAAUAUUCGUAUUGUAUUUUUUAUGCGCACGUGUAUAUGUCUGUAGUUUAACCUAGUACGGUGCAUCAUGUAACGAGCAAAGACAGUAUGUAGUAUGCACGAAGGUAUUUUAUAAGUGUGUGCGAGUAUUAUAUGAUUGUACCUCACCGACGUAUACAGAAACAAUAACAUGAUUUAAAUGCUUCAAAUAAUUUUUCAAUUUCAUUUUUUAUUCGUGAUUUUUCGACGCCGGCACACGUUGGGCCGUAAGUCCUAUAAAAUCGAAGUCCUACGAAAAUAUUCAUGCUAGCAACAAAUGAAAUAAAUAAAAAUUAAUAAUUACGAAAGGUAAUAGGAAUGUAGUUUUUUAUGGUGCAAUCAAUUUGUAAAAUAAAUAAUUUAUUGGACUGAGACAGUGACAAAAUAAAAAUGACGGAAGAAAGGAAAAUAUUACCAACAAAUUCAUUAACAGUGGAAGAACUAUUACAAAAUAAAGGCAUUAAAUGCAGUGCCUGGGAUGAAUACGAAAGGUCUGUCAGAACUCUUCCCAAGACUGGUAUGAAGCAAUUUGAGCCAGACGACUCUUGGUUGCAAAAUAUGCAAAUUGAGAAGGGUCUUAAAUCCUGUAAAAAUUUAAUAGCUGUAGAAAGAGUAGACCGUAUUUCGCAAUUAGCUAGCGCCGAAUGGUUGCCUGCAAUGAAAAGAGCUAGAGUGAAAAAGCAUUCUGGUCAGGAUUGGGGUAAUUUUGGUUUGGAAAAGAAUUGUGCCUUAUAUUUGUUGCCAGAAGAAGCACUGUUUCUACUAGAAACUAACUGUUUGGAACUUACUUGGAACGAUGUACCAUUGUCCAUUCAACAGGCUCAUGAACUUUUAAUUGAUAAUGUUGAGUGUACGCUAGAGGAAUACAGAGUUUACAGUCAUUUAGCACGUUACGGUUACCGUAUACAGCGAUUUAUUUAUGACCCUGACAAGAAUAUAAAAAAUGAUGAAAGUAGCAACGCUAAACGUAAGGUCAUUGUUGAACCUGAGAAUGGUCUUUGGAAACAGACUAAUUCUGAUACAGAUACAAGAAAUGAAAAGCCUAUUAAUGAGCAGGAGAGUACUCCUGCAUCUACUAAUAGUUUAAUAGAAGUUUGUCAAGAUCUAAAUGAACCUACAGACAUGGAUGACAUACAUAAUGUCAUGAACGAUCUUAUCACCGCAGUAGAAAAUGUUGAAAGCGAAAAGAGAGAUACGGAAAAUUGUCUAUCGCUAGAUAAUAACGCGUCUCCAGGAAAAAAUAAUCAGGAUAAAAGGAAACGAAAUUCUAAAGUCGAGAUAAUAUCGGAAGAAACGUUACUAGGCAGUAUUAAAAUUGUUACAGAUUCGAAAAAUAAUUGUACACAAGGAAAUAAUUCGAUGGCGGACUGGCGGUCAGCGCGCAUACAGCGGAAUGUUAAAUUAUUGCCCAAAAGAACCGAAGUUAGAAAAGUACUUUUACCUACUCCUGAUACUUCUAUGCUUGAUACUAAUACCAAAAGUUUAGAGUGCAGUCUGAGAAAACAUAAGUCGUCUUCCCCAACUAGGGAGGAGUCUCCGAACAAAAGGUCAAAGCAUGAGGUCAUUGAACUUUCCGACGACGAAGUCGAAGAAGUACCGCAGCCUAUGUCGCGGAUGGAGUUAUUGAAUUUAAUUCCAAAUAUUGCAUGUCAACAAACUGUUGUAGUGAAAAUUUCAAGAGCUUACAUACCGCACAGUGUGAAGCCUCAAAAUAAUGUUUACCAGUAUAAAAGCGUCGAGUUAAGAAAUUUACAGCAAACAGAUAGAAAGUUAAAGCAGUCUAGUAGUAAUGCGUCGACAAGCAAUAACGUUAGAAGGAACACGCAUGUUGCUACGUUGAAUCGUAAUUUAGCAACGAAUGUACACAACGUUUUUAUGGAAGAUUACUUCUCUAUGGAACGUGGACAGUACACAAAUUUUAAUACCAAUUAUAUGUACAAUAACAGAAUGCCGUUUGCAUACAGUCAGAACUCAUUCUGGCAGCAUAGGAAUACUGUAUUUCAAAAUAUAUUUAUUGAAAAUCAUAGCGCAGCGAUUCAGAACAGGUUUAUGCCAAGAAGAAUGUAUCACCAAAGGAUCGUAGCAAAUAUGUCGUUUCAUUAUAGCGUAGCCAAGAACAUAUCGUUACCUGAUCCUCGUCAAAGGUAUUGGCCACGUAAUUACUAUAGAAAUACUAAUAAUCAUUCGUACCAAAAAGACGAAGUCAAUCAAGCAUCGUUUAAAGUGCUACCAGGAGCAUCUUCCUGGUCAGAAUUAAAAACCAAGUGGCGCGAAGAGAAAACGAUCACUAUCGAUGACGAAGAUACACACAAAGACGAAGAGCACGAUGAGAUACAGGUUGUUGGGCGAUUAAGAAAUCCGCUAUGUGGACCGAAGAAUGCAAGCACUCUAGAAGAAGUUUUCAGUAAGCUUAAAAUAAUCAAGUCCAUGCCCGAAAAGACUGUAAGAAGAAAAAAGAACAGAUACAAGAUAUCGUAUAAUAUCUAUUCAAACACGCAGAGUUACAGGAAAGCGAAUCCUGGUCCACCGCUCUACCGAAUAGUCGUAAUAAAACAAGAUGAUCCCUUCGUACAACCAAUCGAGUUGCAUCGUUUGGUACAAGAUGCAAACAACUCACCAAUAAUGUUAGCCUGUGUUUCCAUGUCAAUUUCAUACAUUCAGCCUGGAUUUGUAUGUAUACCUAAUUUAACGUAACUUAAAUAAAAUUUUUAAUUCGGUUUAUUUACACUUUAUAAUUGGUUUGUUUCAUUUUAUGCUAUUGCUCUGAUCUUUUAUCAAGCUAAUAUAUAUUUUUAUAAUAAGCUAGUAUUUAAGAACUAUAUAGUACGAACAAUUAAUGUUAUUAGUACAAUAAUUUUUAUAAAUAAAUAUUACUACAAAUAAUUAAUACAGGAUAUAGGAAAUGCGGGAACGUACAGUACACAAAUAAUGUGUGUUUCGAACUUUAUUAUAAACGUUUCAAGUAACA
Molecule: messenger RNA, 3256 nt
Organism: Megalopta genalis
Lineage: Eukaryota; Metazoa; Arthropoda; Insecta; Hymenoptera; Halictidae
Gene: Tsen54
Product: tRNA splicing endonuclease subunit 54
Biological process (GO): tRNA-type intron splice site recognition and cleavage
Cellular component (GO): tRNA-intron endonuclease complex
Source: RefSeq, a predicted model, not a curated record